Molecule: messenger RNA, 2486 nt
Organism: Paramormyrops kingsleyae
Lineage: Eukaryota; Metazoa; Chordata; Actinopteri; Osteoglossiformes; Mormyridae
Gene: cd36
Product: CD36 molecule (CD36 blood group)
Biological process (GO): receptor-mediated endocytosis; lipoprotein transport; lipid storage
Cellular component (GO): cell surface; cytoplasm; caveola
Molecular function (GO): low-density lipoprotein particle binding; low-density lipoprotein particle receptor activity; scavenger receptor activity
Source: RefSeq, a predicted model, not a curated record
CGGACAGGAGUGUUGCCACAUCACUAGACACCCCUUGAGAUAUCUUGACAGCAGCGCUUGCUGCCACUGGCUUUAUGGCUUUGCUUGUUCUUCAGGUAUGAAAGCUUGCACAAGUUAAGAUCUUUUCAGACCACUUGCACCCAGAGAACUCAAGCGAUCAACAGUGAUCAGUGACCGGAAGCACGAUAAAAAACCUGAGGAACUCCGACAUGGGGUGCAGCUGCAAACACUGGCUCAUCGCCGGGGCCGUCUUGGGAGCUCUGCUGGCUGUUCUUGGGGGUAUCCUGAUUCCAGUGGGGGAUUCUGUCAUCAGGGACACCGUCAGGAAGGAGACAGUCAUCGAACCGGGAACCACUGCUUAUGAAAUCUGGUCGUCAGCAGGGGUACCUGUGUAUCGGCAGUUUUGGCUGUUUGACGUCCAAAAUCCAUUGGAAGUUGUAGAAAAUGGGUCAACACCAGUGGUAGUGGAGAGGGGGCCCUAUACAUACAAAACCCGAUACCUGCCCAAAGAGAACAUCACAGUACACAGAAAUGGCACCGUCGCAUUCUUACUCCCAGCCGGAGCCGUAUUUGUGCCCUCGAUGUCUAUUGGACAGGAGGAAGAUAGAAUCACAGCUCUGAACCUGGGUAUACCGGCUGCUCAUGCUCUGUUUCCCGAAAAAAACCACAAAUUACUGAAUAUUCUGAUCAGCAUAAACAAUGCCUCACUCUUCCAGAGCAGGACUGUUAAAGAGAUGCUAUGGGGUUAUUACGAUCCCGUAACGAUGAGGACAGUUGGUGUGUUUUACCCAUACAAUGGCACAUUUGAUGGGUACUACAAUGUACACACUGGGAAGGAGGACAUCUCUAAGGUUGGGGUUAUCGACAGGUGGAAGGGAGAGCGGGAACUGCCCUACUGGAAGGACAACUACUGCGACAUGAUUAAUGGAACAGAUGCUUCAUCAUUUGCACCUUUCCUGGACAAGAAAAAGGAACUGUUCUUCUUCACUUCAGAUAUUUGCAGGUCUGUCUCGGCAGAGUUCACCGACACCGUCGACCUGAAGGGAAUCGAGAUGUACCGCUACAUGCUCCCCCCCCUAACGCUUGCGGCCCCCACGGUCAACCCCGCUAACAAAUGCUACUGCCACAAUGAGAACACCACCCGUAACUGCAGUGUGGCUGGGGUUCUGGACACCAGUAGCUGUAGAGAGGGAGUGCCCAUCUACAUAUCGCUGCCUCACUUCCUGUAUGGUAGUGAAAUCCUGCGAGAGAAUGUGCUGGGCUUAGACCCCAGUGAAACGUAUCACAACACAUUCCUGGAUGUGGAACCGACCACGGGCUUCACAAUGAGGUUCGCGAAGAGGAUUCAGAUCAACAUGAUGUACACCUCCUCAAACGUGAUAAAAGUGUUAAACAAGGUUAAAGAGCAUACGAUAUUCCCCCUGGUAUGGCUGAAUGAGACCGCUGAGCUGGAUGACGAGACGGCCGACAUGUUCAAGGCAGAGAUGUUGUCGCCCAUCACGAUGCUAGAGACUGUUCAGGUGACCCUGCUGUCCCUUGGGUCAGUGGUCUUCGUGGUCUGCAGCAUAGCCGCUUACAUCGUUCACAGGAAAUCCAAGAAAGGACAGGAUUUAAGUUCAUGAAGCAAGCACUGACCAUUAUCAGAAAGUCUUAGUAACUUUGCCAGAUAACUAUGCUAGUUGGAGAAAUAUUAGAAUAAUUGGUGGCUACAACAAGCAUUUGCAUUUCCUGACUUUUUGUCUUUUGACAGAGGUAUUGAUUAUGUACAGUACUAUACAAAAUACUCUAUAAUACUACACUGGCAGUACAGUGGCUGAAUGUACUGUACAGGUAUAAAAGCCUUGGAUGACACUCACAAUGAAAAUAAAUGCACCACACCCCAGGUCCAGUGGUAUUUACAUAUUUUCCCUCUUAGUGUUGUUUUAUUACUUUUAACUUUGUUUUAAGGUCAAUUGCUUUCCUUUGUAUCUUGGGAACUCGUUUGACGGUGUUUGUGGGCCAUGGUGCAGUUAAAUAUAACAUAAAUAAGAGCGCUGGGGCUGGAAUCUUAACGUGACUGUUUGUUUACAUACUAUCAACUGUGCGGUAGGUCGCUGUGCAGUUGUUUUGCGUUUGUUUAUGUCUGAAUCGAGAUCGUUAUUUGAUCCGAUCUAUGCUAUCUUUCUGGGAGCUUGGCAGUAGGUCGGCAAGCAAUGCACCACUGUAUUAUUAGUUUCUAUUAAGCCUGGUUUUCUUGUGCAAUACAACUGAUAACAUGGGAAUAUUUCUGAGACAUUACAGUUGUCUGAAAAAGCUGUAAUUCCAAAAAUGUGCUAGUAACAUUUCACUGAUCUUUUUCGUGGAAAAAGUGAAUAAUGUUCCUUUCAUUUGGAAUGUCAUAAUUUGAUUAGAUAAAAGGCUUUGGCAGUAUGUGUUUUAAGAUUUGUGAAGGGUGAUAUUCAAAAAUUCUGCGGUGUUUCUCAUUGAAAUAAACAGUCGAUAAUGAA